This is a messenger RNA of Leptinotarsa decemlineata (Colorado potato beetle), 570 nucleotides long. RefSeq lists its product as uncharacterized. The record is from RefSeq and is a predicted model, not a curated record. Lineage: Eukaryota; Metazoa; Arthropoda; Insecta; Coleoptera; Chrysomelidae.
AUGGAAUUUAAAGAAAACCUCCAAACUCCAUUCACUGAUGUUAUAGUUAUCAAGAAAAAUAAUCAACUGGACCAUAAAGUAUACAGGAAGAAAACACACACCAAUCGAUACCUACAUAAUGGAUCCAACCAUGAUCCAAAACAGAAACGAACCGUCAUCAACACCCUACUGAACAGAUCUUUGAGGAUAUGUGAAGAAAGGUAUGUCGACGACGAAAUAAAACACAUAACAAAUGUGUUACAAACCAACGGCUACAACAGAAAAUACAUAAUCCGCGCUACACGUCCAAAAGAAGAGAAAAGAAACAGCAGUGAAGAUCAACCCCAAAGCACUGUCUAUCUGCCAUACAUAUGCCAUAUCACCAAACGAAUCGGGAAAAUUCUAAAGAAGGAGAAAAUUAACACCCUCUUCAAACCAACUAAGAAACUGUCUGAGUAUCUGUCCGACGGGAAACACAAGAUCCUUCUCGAAAAUACCGAAAGACUCACAACCGCGAAUCAUUAUUCAACAAGAAAUACACAAACAUUAAAAGAACUUAAACAGAAAGGAAGAAAGAACAUAUCUACCUAA